AUGUGCUCGCGUAGUCAAUUGGAUCAUCGAAGUUUAUCCUGUCAUAAAACCGGUGUUGUUCCACAAACAUCAAAACUAUUAUCGCCAAUUUUACCGAGACAACAUAAAUAUGAAUUAAAACAACGAAUUUGGCCAAAAGAAACGGUUGAAUCUUGGUUUUCACAUGCAGGCACCGAUGAUCGUCGUGCAGUUUAUAAUUUUUUGAAUACAUUGUAUGAUAAUGAAGAACGAAAAUCAUCAAGAUCACAUCACCAACAACAACAACAAAAGCCUCAGAGAACACAAUUUCCAAGUCGUACAAAUGGUUAUCAUUAUCGUCAAAACUUACAAACACCAACUAGUCGUAAUUCAAAACGUGACCUUGGAGAAAUUUUGGAAUCAUUAGAAAGUUUUCGUCCAUCGUCAUCUAUUCAAGAUAAAUGUGCACAAACAAAUUUACCAAAAGUUGGCAAUAAUGAAAGUAAAGUUCGUUCAUCAUCUCGUCUGAAACGAUCGACAACAUCAUGCGAUAAAUAUACAGAGAUACCAACUACUAAUGAUGAUGAUCAUAAUAAUAAUAAUAAUGAUAAUAAUGAUAAUAAUAGUGAUAAUAAUAAUAACAAUAAUGGAAAUGUUGUUGAUAAUUCCAAUGUGGAAACUAAAACAACUAAUAAGCGAGAAUCAGCACCAAGAUAUUUAUCAACAACAUGGCGAGUAAUAAAUCCUCGAGAAGAUAUUGAAAAUCAACAUGCACCAGAUCAAAAUGUUUCAUCAUUUUUUAUGCCAACAAAAAAAGUUUAUCCCGAAUAUUUUUUUAUUCAUCCCGAUUGGUAUUAG
This is a messenger RNA of Didymodactylos carnosus, 816 nucleotides long. NCBI's taxonomy places the organism in Eukaryota, Metazoa, Rotifera, Eurotatoria, Philodinida, Philodinidae. The record is from the annotation of a GenBank genome assembly.